Bubalus bubalis (water buffalo) is the source of this 2946-nucleotide messenger RNA. RefSeq names its product sorting nexin 31 (gene SNX31). The record is from RefSeq and is a predicted model, not a curated record. Gene Ontology annotation, cellular component: early endosome. The transcript has 14 exons. Gene Ontology annotation, biological process: intracellular protein transport. Lineage: Eukaryota; Metazoa; Chordata; Mammalia; Artiodactyla; Bovidae. Gene Ontology annotation, molecular function: phosphatidylinositol binding. The coding region runs from base 672 to 1988 and encodes 438 amino acids.
CUGGACAUUCUGCUGGCCACAGAGAUCAGAAUGCGGCCCUGGAGCCCACACUUGGAGAAGACGGGGUUCUCCUGGGCUGUGCACCCCCCACCGCCUAACGCCCAGCAAGGAGCCUGAGAUGCCCGGCGGGGUGGGGAGUAGUUAGUGAGUUACACAGUUGACAGGUGCACACGACAUCCAUGCUGCCGGAGCAACUAUUUGUAACUUUCGUGGGUCCAAGGAACCCUCUGAAAGUCUGAUGAAACCCAGGACCUUCUCAGAAGAAUUCCAUCGCCCCACCCAUCCAUGCACAUUUUCCCCUAAAGAGCCCCCGGGAGUCCACAGACCCCACGGUGAAGCCUCUGGCCCAAGGCGGGCACUGGCACUUUCUAGCGUCUAUAUUGAAUUCCGUCCCUGGCCCCGCGGAGCACCUGAAGCCCCGCCUGGGGCGCAGACUGGCUGUGGGGCGUGGACGGUGGCCUCACUUCGCCUCCUUCCGUUCGGGGGCCCCGAGUGGUCCAGUCGGAGCGGGGCGGGGACCAGGAGGCGGGCCGCACCUGAGGACACCCGAGGCGAGCGGACCGCGGGACCCGCCGCUGCACCCACCGCCGCGGGACUCAGAGCCGAGGACCGCGCCGCCGCCGCAGCCGCGGGCCGGGUUCCCAGCGCCGCCCCGGGCCGCCGCCAGAGCCAUGAAGAUGCAUUUCUGCAUCCCGGUGUCCCAGCAGCGGCCCGACGCGCUGGGGGGCCGCUACGUACUGUAUUCCGUGUACCUGGACGGGUUUCUGUUCUGCAAGGUGCGUUACAGCCAGCUGCAUCGUUGGAACGAACAGCUGAAGCAGGUGUUUGGAAAUUGCCUGCCACCCUUUCCACCCAAGUACUAUCUUGCAAUGACCACAUCUAUGGCUGAUGAGAGAAGGGACCAGUUAGAACAGUAUUUACAAAAUGUAACCAUGGACCCAAACAUGUUGAGAAGUGAUGUCUUCGUUGAUUUUUUAAAACUGGUGCAGCUGGACACAUUCAGCAUGGCCACCGAGAAAGUGUCUCUGGAUAUAUUUCUGCCCGAUGGAAGGAGCAUUAAAAUCGAAAUUCUAACAUCAGAUACUGCCGAAAGAGUCCUGGAGGUGGUGUCACACAACAUUGGACUGUGUCAGGAGCUGCUGGGAUACUUCAGCCUAUUUCUCAUUCAGUUUUGCAAAGAAGGCAGGCUGUCUGUCAUGAAAAAAUUGGCAGACUUUGAACUCCCAUGUGUUAGCCUUCGAAGUUCUGAAGUGGAAAACUGCAAGGUUGGACUCAGGAAGUGGUACCUGGACCCAUCCCUGGAUGCCAGGCUGAUGGACUGCAGAACGGCUGUAGAUCUGAUCUACAUGCAGGCAAUACAGGACAUUGAAAAACAAUGGGCCAAACCCACAGAGGUGCAGAGGCAGAAAUUAGAGGCUCUCCAGAAAGAAGACAACCAAACAAAGUUUUUGGAGCUCGCCCGGGAGGUCCGGCACUAUGGAUACGUGCAGCUGGAACCCUGCACCUGUGACCACCCAGAACCCGGCUGCCAGGCCCUUCUUUCCAUCGGCAAUAAUGAGAUCAGCUGCUGCAUAACCCUGCCUGAUAACCAGACCCAGGACGUCAUUUUCCAGAUGGACAGAGUGAAGUGCUGGCAGGUCACUUUCCUUGGGACUCUGCUGGAUACGGAUGGGCCACAGCAAACUCUCAACCAGAACUUAGAGCUCAGAUUUCAGUAUUGCGAGGAUAGUCACUGGCGGUGGUUUGUUUUUUACACCAGACAGGCUUUUUUGCUGAGUAGCUGCUUGAAAAAGAUGAUCUCAGAAAAGAUGGUAAAGCAAGCUGCAGAGAAUCCAGAAAUGCAGAUUGAAGUUCCAGAACAAGGCAAAAGUAAAAAAUACCACAUUCAACAAAACCAGAAAGACUAUUCUAGUUUUCUGCCAAGAAAAAGCAAGAUUAAGAUAGCUGAAGUUGACUGUGGUUUUGGGACCAUAAAGGAAGAUCUUUGAAGACAAAAUCUAACUUCUUAAAAUGGUCUUAAAGGUGAUCUUGACCAUGAAAGGGCUUGGAAGUUGAAAGUGGGCUUCCUACCACCAAUGGAAGAAAUGUGAGCCUUCCCAUUUUUUUCCUGGAUGGACCAUAUUCAUCAAGACUACUUCAGAACUCUGUUUAUCUCAAGAUAUACAGUUUGUUUUUAAUGACUUAUAAAUGACAAAUGGCGAAUCUGAAUCAAUUAGUACAAACCUCCUUCUUUUUUCUUCCCCUAAAAUAUAUAUUGUCCUGGCUUCAUGAAGCCUUUUAUAUGUUCUGAUAUUGCGUGACUGAAAGACCUAAUCUAAAACACUACAAAUGCAUUUGGGGUUAAGAUCUGAAGACAUGACUCAUCAGCUGUGGCUCUAAGAAAUGGAAUCAUUGAAAAAGAAAUCUGGACUUCACUGAUCCGUCCAAAGCAUCAGAACAAGGAGGUGAUGAAACACCAAUUUGUUUUCUUAUGUAACUCUGAGCCUACCAAUAUGGAUGUACUCAAAGUAAUAAGCUGCCCGGUGCUGUUUCUCCACAGUUGUAGAUGCGUUCUGUCCUUAGUAUACUGAGUUCAGUUCAACAGUCAUGACGCUAUUUUGGAUAUUUUUAUUUUGGAAACCAAGGGGACCCUUCACUCAAUAUCAAAUAUCUUAGCUUUAAAAUGAUGUAUACUUUUUCACUAGAUUUUUCCUUAUCCAGUUUCAGUUCAUCGUGAUAACGAAUAGAAUUAUACACAGAAUUAAUAUUGCAAUAAGGGAGAGGGACAGAGGAAUCAAUGUAAUCAGAUAAAGUGUGAUAUUCUAAUGUUCUUUUCUAACUGUGUUGUGUAACUAAUUCUAUAAUAAAUAGGAAUAUAUUCUAGUGAGUGUACAAUUUGUUGGUGAAAAAGUUCUGUGAAUGAUUUUUUGAAGUGUAGAAUCUAUUAAAGCCCUAUUAUAUUUAUAA